Messenger RNA from Balaenoptera musculus (blue whale), 855 nucleotides. Its product is annotated as zinc finger protein 33A-like. The coding region runs from base 1 to 855 and encodes 284 amino acids. The record is from RefSeq and is a predicted model, not a curated record. NCBI's taxonomy places the organism in Eukaryota, Metazoa, Chordata, Mammalia, Artiodactyla, Balaenopteridae. The transcript has a single exon.
AUGGGUGAGAAAUACCACGAGCGUAACAUAUGUGGAAAAGCGUUCUUCCAGAGGUCAAACCUCACAGUACACCAGAAAACACACACAGGAGAAAAACCCUAUCAAUGUAAUGAAUGUGAGAAAUCUUUUUACCAUAAGCCAGCCCUCACUGUAUAUCAAAUAAUUCAUACAGGAGAGAGACCCUAUGAAUCUACUAAGUGUGGGAAAACCUAUCAGAAGUCAGCUCUCCAUUGUCAACAUCAAAGAACACACACAGGGGAGAGGCCUUAUAAAUGUAGUGAGUGUGGAAAAUCUUCCUCCCAAAAGUCAGACUUGACUGUGCAUCAGAGGUCUCACACAGGAGAAAGACCUUAUAAAUGUUAUGAGUUUGAGAAAUCCUUCUGUAUAAAGUCAAAACUUACUGUACAUCAGAGAAUACACUCAGGGGAGAAGCCCUACGAAUGUAGUGAAUGUGGGAAGAUGUAUUAUAUGAAGUCAACCCUCAAUAAACAUCAAAGACUUCACACAGGGGAGAAAAUAUAUGAAUGCAGUGAAUGUAGGAAGACCUUCUGUGGGAAGUCAGUUCUCCUUAAACAUCAGAGAGCUCAUACAGGGGAGAAACCUUACGAAUGUGUUGAAUGUAGGAAAACCUUUUCUGAGAAGUCAACCCUCAGUAAACAUCAGAGGAUUCAUACCGGGGAGAAACCCUUUGAAUAUAACAAAUGCAGGAAAGCUUUCUGCCAAAAGUCACAACUCAUUCAACAUCAGAGAAUUCAUACAGGGGAGAGACCCUAUGAAUGUAACGAAUGUGGGAGAACGUUUUGCCAGGCCUCCCUCAAUGUACAUCAGAGAACACACAGGAGAGAAGCCCUAUGA